UCAAAUCUUUAAACAUUAUGAAAUAACAUCUGUUAAUAAUAUCCUGAUAACAAGUACUUUACUACGAAAGACAAACAAACAUUUAUGUGAUAGUGGAUUCUUCCUACGCAUUAAAAAUAACUUAUGUUGGACGAAGUCAGGAAAACAAUACUUCUGAAAUAAAGUGAUUGUAUUUGAUAAAUAUUUGCGGUGUGGAUGGUACAAAAAUACCCAGUUCGUAUGGUACUAAUGAAAGGAGGAUUUUUUCGUAAAACAUUGUGGCAGACAGAGUACCUUACCUCGAAAUUGCCUAUGACAGGAAUCCCCAAAAGACCUGUGUUCAGUAUCCCGUCACGCGUGGUCCAGACUUCCUUCGGCGAUACUUUUUGAAUUCAAAGGAAAUGUAUUACUGACAAACAUAAAUAUAAACAAAGCAGCAUCUGACACUGGGAACAUCACAGUCCCUGGAUAACUACAAGAUAAAAUAGGCAUGUGAUAAAUGCUGACAUUGGUGUGAUCCCUAAAACGAUACCUGCAGGCGAAAGUAAACGUUAGUAAAUACUUGAUACUUGAUGUGGAUGAAGAAAAGUACCGAUACAUAGAGUAACUAUACAAUUGCUCGAACAUUACAAAAUAGUUCAGGAAUAAAAACAACUCUGUUUACAAUUAUGCCAGUUUGAUGCUACUUGCCAAAUACCCAGAUUAAAGAUUCAAUAAUCUUGGAAAAUUCCCAAUAAAUAAGCAUGUUUGAAGGCGAAGGUAUCGCAACAGUUUUGUAAUUGCGUUUAUUUCGGUAGAUUUACGACUCAUUGAAAUGUUCACAUCGUAAAACUGUGGAAAAACGGGCUUCAAACUGAAUGACAGAUCACUUUCCUGAUGAAAACCUGAACAUAUGGUCGGAUGUGUUAGCAUCACACUAUACUUGAACAUUUGCAAUUAUACCAUGCGAAACAAAACCUUUAUUACUCAUAUUGAAAUGUUUGUGUUGUAUCGUUAUUAACAACUCACAACUGUGCUGUCAUAAAGAGAGAAGUGAACUUGCGCAAACUAAGGGGAAUAUCUUACGUCCCAGAAUAUUAAUUCUGAAAUUCAGAGAUAGCACCAAUAAGUAUGUCUAUUCAGACAAGUGAUAUGGGGCAACGUGAGCCCAUUGUUGCCAACAGCAGUAUCGGUUGCAAGGAGUGGUGGUGCGAUAAACAGCCUUCGCUGAUAGCCAUGGAAGCCAUCGUCAUAAUUUUGUGUUUUAUCGGAUGCUUUGGAAACCUUAUAACCGUUUUGGCAAUCAUAUUUUCCAGUCUUCGUUACAGUGUAAACUGCAUCCUUGUAGGAAGUUUGAGUUUUGCCGGAUUUCUAUAUUGUUCUCUGAUCUUAUCAUUGCAAGCCGUAAUAUUCCAUCGUCAUUCGACCAAUAUUCCUCAAGAAUUCUGCUCGGCGGCAGGAGGGAUACGUUAUACGCUGACCGGUGUAAUUAUGGUGACGCUAGCACCCAUUGCGUUGUACAGAUUUUUAAAUGUGGUAUAUAUUAAGACGUACCGAUACAUGUCAGAAACCAGACAGCUCGUAAUAACCUUGGUAAUAUGCUGGUUGUUACCAAUGGUGUUCACCAUUCCACCGACUUUCCGGAUUUGGGGUGCAUUCCAUUUCCAACCAUCAAUAUUGAGUUGCACGUUUGAUAAAAGCGCCGAUCAAAGCAACAGGGUAGCCAUGGUAACAGCAGGAUUUAUAGUUCCGUGUCUGUUUAUUGUAUACUGCUAUGUUCGAAUUGGAUGUAAAGCUUAUAAAAGUUUCAAACGUAUGAGUCGCUGGGGUAGUACAACACCGCAAGCAAGAGCAUUGCGUCUAUCAGCUAUGAUGCUUUGUAUAUUUGUAAUAUUUUUUAUAGGAACAUUCCCCUAUUUUGUUCUUAACGUUAUGGACAAAGAGUUUAAAUAUCCCGUUCACCACAUAUGGACGACUAUGUUUGCCUGGUUGUUGUACUGUUGCAAUCCUAUCGUUUACACGCUUAUGGAUACCAACUUUAGAAAUGCGUACAGGAGAUUUCUGAUGGGCGAUUGUGAGAAGAAUCCCGUACGGAGAUCCGGAAGUUCAAUGUCAAGGGCAGUUUCCGUCUAGUAGAAACUUGCCAUUCAAACAUUCCAAGGCAGUUGUUUUCCCAUUUAAACAUAAAUAUUUCCUCCAGGUUAUCCUAACUACUCUAAAAUGACAAUCUUAUAAUGAGUCAAAUUUGACAACACCUGUGAAUCUACACAAAUGGUGUGGUCAUAUGACAUAAAAACAACUAAUGUUUACGUAGUUAUAAGUAAUAAUUGUUGUAAUAAUAAUUACUAUUGAAAAUGGGGUGAUCUUAAUUAACACUUAUGGUUAUGAUAGAAUUCAUUUUAUUGUUGUUGUUUUUAUUCCAAAUUACGAAAUAGCAUAAACUUUGACGAUUCUUCGUGAAUUUUUAUAAUUAUUACUGCAUUAAACAAACAUGUUUACUUAUACAACGUUUCUCAUUGUCGGUAGACUAACAGUAUUUGCGUUUGGUAUAUGUUAUGGUAAGUUUGACAUUUCAGUUGUUAAAGACAAAAUAUACUUUAUAAAUAUAAUUUAGUAAUUCAUAAUCCACAUAUACAUCUCAGAGCGUAGUAGAUGACAAAACAACAACAACUUGUCAGCAGUUACUUAAGUGUAAGUGUAAUUUUCAGAUUAUUUUGAAUAUAAUACCUACAUGAGGCAGAUGGUAAAAUGCGCACUAAAAUCCAUUAUGUAAAUUUAUGAUGUACAACGUCAUGUAUCCGAAUAGCCUAUUGAAACAAUAGGCAGUGUAUGGAGAUGCUUUUCACGUGUACAAUAUUCCAAAGAUGAACUUAAUGAUUUUUUUUCAUAACAUAUAGUUUUGAUUUGCAUUUUAUAAAUGACCAGAAUUACUGUAGUUGGUGCAUCACCAACAAAUAAAUUAUGAAAACUUAACAUGCAACUAAAAAAGAUAUCAAUUUACAUAAUCAUCAAAUAAUUGGAUAAGAAUUAUUUAUUACUUUAACGUUAAAUAAAUAUGAACUUGAAAACUGUAUUGUCGAUAUAAUGGUAUGGCAAAAGGUACCAUUGAUCGCUUUCUUUGUCUGUUAAUAUAAAGUAUUAUAUUUAGUAGCAACGUAGGUAAGCGUCUUUUUUAGUAUAAAAGGGGCCAUGUUUUAUGUACUUCAGUUCAGUCCCUUUUGUAAGUUAGCUUGUAUCUGAACAUUUAGACUUAUUGCUGAAUUUAUAAAAUUGGAACUUAAUUGUUGUGUUGAUUAUGAAAUUAUAUUGUUCGAAAACUAUGUAUAAAAAUUUAAUACAUAACUUAA
Messenger RNA from Dreissena polymorpha, 3305 nucleotides. Its product is annotated as G-protein coupled receptor moody-like. The record is from RefSeq and is a predicted model, not a curated record. NCBI's taxonomy places the organism in Eukaryota, Metazoa, Mollusca, Bivalvia, Myida, Dreissenidae. Gene Ontology annotation, cellular component: membrane. The coding region runs from base 1090 to 2091 and encodes 333 amino acids. The transcript has 2 exons. Gene Ontology annotation, molecular function: G protein-coupled receptor activity. Gene Ontology annotation, biological process: G protein-coupled receptor signaling pathway.